Messenger RNA from Phyllostomus hastatus (greater spear-nosed bat), 5605 nucleotides. RefSeq names its product TNF receptor associated factor 4 (gene TRAF4). The record is from RefSeq and is a predicted model, not a curated record. NCBI's taxonomy places the organism in Eukaryota, Metazoa, Chordata, Mammalia, Chiroptera, Phyllostomidae. Gene Ontology annotation, molecular function: protein binding; zinc ion binding. Gene Ontology annotation, biological process: regulation of apoptotic process; positive regulation of JNK cascade; signal transduction. The coding region runs from base 131 to 1543 and encodes 470 amino acids. The transcript has 7 exons.
GGGCGGGCUGAGCGGCCGGCCGCGGCCAACAUUCGGUGCUGCCCGGAGCCGGGAGUGCGGCCCGAGCGAGGCGCGGGCUGUGGGGCCGCCGCGUGCCCGGCCCCCGCUCGCCCGUGCCCGCCCGCUCGCCAUGCCCGGCUUUGACUACAAGUUCCUGGAGAAGCCCAAGCGGCGACUGCUGUGCCCACUGUGCGGGAAGCCUAUGCGCGAGCCCGUGCAGGUUUCUACCUGCGGCCACCGCUUCUGCGACACCUGCCUGCAGGAGUUCCUCAGUGAAGGAGUCUUCAAAUGCCCUGAGGACCAGCUUCCUCUGGACUAUGCCAAGAUCUACCCGGACCCAGAGCUGGAGGUACAGGUAUUGAGCCUGCCUAUCCGCUGCAUCCACAGUGAGGAGGGCUGCCGCUGGAGUGGGCCACUUCGCCACCUGCAGGGUCACCUGAAUACCUGCAGCUUCAAUGUGGUCCCCUGCCCCAAUCGCUGCCCCACCAAGCUGAGCCGCCGAGACCUGCCCGCACACUUGCAGCACGACUGCCCCAAGCGGCGCCUCAAGUGCGAGUUUUGUGGCUGUGACUUCAGUGGGGAGGCCUUUGAGAGCCAUGAGGGUGUGUGUCCCCAAGAGAGUGUGUACUGUGAGAACAAGUGUGGUGCCCGCAUGAUGCGACGGCUGCUAGGCCAGCAUGCCACCUCUGAGUGUCCCAAGCGCACCCAGCCUUGCGCAUACUGUGCCAAGGAGUUUGUCUUUGACACCAUCCAGAGCCACCAGUACCAGUGCCCAAGGUUGCCUGUGCCCUGCCCCAACCAGUGUGGUGUGGGAACCGUGGCUCGGGAGGAUCUGCCAGGCCAUCUGAAGGACAGCUGUAGCACUGCUCUGGUGCUGUGUCCAUUCAAAGACUCCGGCUGCAAGCACAGGUGCCCUAAGCUAGCAAUGGCGAGACACGUGGAGGAGAGCAUGAAGCCCCAUCUGGCCAUGAUGUGUGCCCUGGUGAACCGGCAGCGGCAGGAGCUGCAGGAGCUGCGCAGAGAGCUGGAGGAGCUGUCCGUAGGCAGUGAUGGUGUGCUCAUCUGGAAGAUUGGCAGUUACGGGCGACGGCUACAGGAAGCCAAAGCCAAGCCCAACCUCGAGUGCUUUAGCCCUGCCUUCUACACACAUAAGUAUGGCUACAAGCUGCAGGUGUCUGCGUUCCUCAAUGGCAAUGGCAGUGGUGAGGGCACACACCUCUCGCUCUACAUUCGUGUGCUGCCAGGUGCCUUUGACAAUCUCCUUGAGUGGCCCUUUGCCCGCCGUGUCACCUUCUCCUUGCUGGAUCAGAGUGACCCUGGGUUGGCUAAGCCACAGCAUGUCACUGAGACCUUUCACCCUGACCCAAACUGGAAGAAUUUCCAAAAACCAGGCACUUGGCGGGGCUCCCUGGAUGAGAGUUCUCUGGGCUUUGGUUACCCCAAGUUCAUCUCCCACCAGGAUAUCCGCAAGCGAAACUAUGUGCGGGAUGAUGCAGUCUUCAUCCGUGCCUCGGUUGAAUUACCCCGAAAGAUCCUCAGCUGAGCACACACAGGGCUCCAGGAGAAAGGGGGGUGGAACAUGACCUCUGUUAGGCACUGGCUGAGCCUGGAGAAGGGGGCAGGACCCUCUUUCAGCUGCUUCUGCAGCCUAGGUUCUGUUACCCUAUCCCCCCCCCCCUCCCUUACCACCCUCAGGUGCCUCCUAUUGGUGCUUCAGCCCUGGCCCCUGUGGCAAGCAGGCCUUGGGGUUGUCAAGGGCUUGGAAACAAGUGAUCCUAGGGCCUGUCUCCUCUCCUGGGCAGGGCAGACAUCCCUUGGUGCCAGCCACACUCUACCUGGACUGAGGUGCCUGCUGGUGCUAUGUCCCAAGAGCCAUAGGGGGGAAGGGGGAGUUGGGUAGUUAAAGAAUCUGUCUUGAGAUCUGAUUUCUUUUCCCCCUUCCCCAGCUGUACCUUCUCUGGUUAUUUAUUUACUUAGUGCCAGGAGGGCGCAGCAGGGGAGCCCUGAUUUUUAAUAAAUCCUGAAUUGUAUUUAUUAAUUUGGUUCCAGUCUGACUCAUCUGUGUUGGUUAGGGUUCUGGAAGGCUGGGCCCAACGGUGAAAGCAGAGGACCACCAGUCUGAGAUAAGCUGCAGCCACUCUGGCGCCAGGAUCCAGCUGCCCUGCUGGGUCGCCCUCUGGUGGACGGCAGGGGGAGUGCAUCAAGCUUUGUCUGGAUGAGAUGCCUGCGCUGCCCUCUGGUGGUUACAUGGCGAAGGUGCAGGUUCUGAAUAUUACCAAGUUGGAAUCCCAGAUAGGCCACCAAAGAGAGUGCCUCUGCCCUGGGCAACUCUUUCUUGGUCUAGUGAUAAUAGCUACCACUUAUUAUUUUCAUGUGGCAGACACUGCUAAGCACUUUACCUGUGUUAUUUCAUUUAAUGCAACAGUCAAGUUAAACAGCUUUUAUCACAAUAGAAGAGCCUACCUUAGGCCAUAGUGAAGACUUAAUAAUCAGACAAAGCAUGUCCUCGGCACAAAGUAAGUGCUUGAUGAACGUUAACCUGACUCCAAAGUCCAGCCCACAACCAGAAACUGAGCUGAGCAAAGGGGCCUUCAAGGUGUAUAAGGCAACUGGAUUUUCUCAUCCAUACUCAUUUGGUUUUCCUAUUAAGCCUCAGUGGGUGCCUGUGAUUAUCCACACUUGACUGAUGAAGUAAAAACAGAGGAGUGAAUUGACUUCAGUGGUCUUUAAGCUGGUUUGGGGCAGGACCUGGGUUGUUUGAAGCUCCAGCAAUCCUUAGAAGUAUAGCUCCUUUUAAUUUUGCCAAUAGUUGAAUUUUGGUUUGGACCCUUGCUGUGCUUCCUUUUUGACAGAUUACUUAGCUAUAUGUGGGGUAUCUGUUCUCACUAGUAAAAUCAGAGUAAUCCUGCUCACCUAGAUUUGUUGUAAAGAUGAGCCAGUCAGUAUAAGGCACCUUAAUCUUGGCUGGCCCUGUGAAGCCCUACAACAGAAACAUCUAGUGAAGGGAAGGUUUGAGGGCUGUAGUUCUUUCUUGCCUUCACCACACAGCUCAGGUGAAGGGAGCCCUUCUUAGAAAGUGACAGGAAAGGACAGCCUGACACAGCCUGCCUGGGAAACCAGCGUAGCCUUCAAAAAGUCAAAUUCACUGAUCUAGGGAGUGAAUGGGGGCCCUGACUGCCUUUCUGAUAAAGACAGCCCCUUCACCAGCUAAAGAAUCUCGGUACGGGAUGCCUGGAAGCUGGUGGGGAUAACUAUGGGCUCUAGCAGAAGGAAUGCCUUCACUUAAGCACUUGUUUCAGGCAACAGGUGGAACCAUCUUUCCGACAGAAGUUGGACACUGGACCAAACUUGGGUUCUCUUGGUGGGCAAGACUGCUGCUGCAGCAAGCCAGAACAUGCCGCCCACAGCUGUGUGCAACAAGAGGGGACUGCAGUCAGCUGCACGCCCGCCCAGGCCUCGCCCUCCUCCCAGCUGUUGCAGGCAGUCUCGAUUGCCUUAUGGAACUCAGGCCAGGUUCUGCAACAAAGUGUGAACUGCUCUCUCACCUCACUGUCUACACUACCUCUGUGACCUGGGGCUGACUGCAGGUCUCCUGUGACAGACGUAACAGGGCUCUCUUUCACAGGGGUGGCAUGAGUAGGGAAGGAGUGAAAGCCCCUUCACGAGAGGGCAACCUGCAAAUACAAGCAUGCCCACGAGGGGAGAGUGCUUCCCACUCCAACGGUAUUCUGACAGCCACCCACUGACUCCUGCUACUGACAGUGAUUCCACCCUCACCGAAUCCCACAUCUUGUGGAAUCUUCCCUUUCUUCCAUUACACUGUGGCCCAAAUCCAUACUCAGCAAAAAGGAAUGGGGAAUCUCGUUGACCCCUGAACAACACAGGCUUGAACUGGACUUUUUUCAAUAAAUACUGUAAAUGUAUUCUUGUUAAAACGUUUUUCCCUCUUGCUUACUUUAUUACAAAGAAUACAGAAUAUACAACAUAAAACAUACAAAAUGUGUUGACUGUUAUUGGUAAGAUUUCUAAUCAGUAGGUUAUUAGUAAAACUUGGAGUCGUUAUUUUCUACUGUGUGUGGAGGGGUGGGGGUGGGUAGGCCCCUCCAACCCCUAUGUUGUUCAAGGGUCAACUGUAAAUAGCUCUUUUGUAUUUCCCCCCCUGCAGACAAAAAAGGGGCAAGUUCUUCAGUUCUCAAUCCUCAAGAUUCAAGUCACCAAAGAGCCACUUUUCAUGUUAUAGAUUAGAGCACUUAAUACCACCUCCGUCAGAGGCCCUCGGAAAUUCCAGUGUUGUUGGCAGAAGGGAGGCACAUUUGGUCUUAAAUGGCUUAUUAGCCAAACACUCCUUUUCCAAUGACGUACAGUCCUCGGAGUGGAAGUGGCAGCACACUGCAGCUCCUCACUGAAGGGUGGCGGCAGACCAUACUUCCCCAGGAGAUCUCAAGGCGCCAGCUGUCCUGCCCAGGGAGAGGUCCAGCCAGCUGGGUACCUUCUGGGGGCUGACUGAAGAAUCUACUUUUAUGCUUUACAAUCCCCUCAGCACAUGGUGUGCAAUAAUGGAUUGGGAAAGCUUCUCAUGAGAUGAAUAGGAGACCCCCUCUUAAGAAUGAGGAACUACGUCCUUUUUAGUAAAUGAGGCGUUAUAAACAAAUAGGACAAGAUUGAGAGUUUUCUUUCUUUUUACUGGUUUAUAAUAAUCUUAAAAACCCCAUCACACCCAUAAACCACCACAGGUGAGAAGAUGAGGGAGGUGGAGAAUGAAUGCUACAGUAUGUGGACAGCUGAGGAAUCCUGGUAUUCCCUAGGGGCAGUGUGGGAUGGAGGCAGGGAGUAUGGGUAGGAGGCCCUGGUCUGGCCUCUUAUUGCUGGUUGGGGGUUGGCUGGCAGAGGGGUGAGGGGCUCAGGGUGAACUAGGAAACAUCUCACACCAAAGGCGAGGGCAGUUAAGAGUGGAGGUGGGGUCACAGUACAUUUUCCAUGCAGAUUAGGGGUGAGAGUGAGAGCUUCAGAGAGUUGCACCCCCACACAGGAAGAUGGGUUUGAGGUUUGAUUUAAAGCCCCCAACUUGGUGUCUGGUCCAAUUUCCUAAAAUGGCAGCUCACCUUUCGGGGAGAGGCAUUAGAAAAAAAAAUCACAGCAAAAAUAUCUGGUUUGAAGCUCAAGCAAGGGAUAAAGGAGACAGUAGUGCUCUUUCAAUUUAACUCAGAGAAGCAAGAACUGGAAGGGGCCCUGGGUGAGAUGGUGGCCAACGCCGUGGGAGAAGGCAUUGCACCAGGAGCAAGAGGUGCUCCGAGGGCUCAGGGACAAGGAGGUACCAGUGUUCACAGACGGCAGGAAAACAAUCGGGAACAAUAAAUUAGGACUUCAUGUUGCUAUCAUUUGGCAUAACACAAUCAGGCUUUUUUUUUCUUUUUAAAUAUAAGGCAACUUGCCAACACAUAAUUUAAAAACUGGUCUUCAGUCACACUGCUUCAGAUCACUAGAGAAUUUCUGGCUAAAGAACAGUGGAUAGCAUAUAAUAAACAAAACCCAAAAUCUUAAAUAAGAACAUCAGCUCACAUUCCCCAGAGACAAGAGGAAAAGGGAGGGCUUAUUUGGUUAAAAA